Molecule: messenger RNA, 785 nt
Organism: Orbicella faveolata
Lineage: Eukaryota; Metazoa; Cnidaria; Anthozoa; Scleractinia; Merulinidae
Product: cytoskeleton-associated protein 2-like
Cellular component (GO): cytosol; centrosome; mitotic spindle
Source: RefSeq, a predicted model, not a curated record
CACCAAAGUACAAUACUCCAAGUGUAAUGAAACAUUCCAGUUGGAUCCAGAGACCAAUCCGACCUGAGGAAAUAAAGAGGCUGUCGUUUGAUUGUUGUGCUGAAGCUGACGGAACAUUGGCUGAAAGUGUAACUUGUGCUAUCUCACCCGGGGAAGGAGAAAAUAUUGAAGACAAACUUCAAGAAUGUCUACUACAGUUGGACAAAGGCGAUUGUGAUCCAGAGAUAAUCGCCGCCAAACUUGACUUGUACAGUUCGUCUUGCCCACACGCCUCUCAGAUAGCAAACUAUUGGCUGUGUCGUGCCAGGAUUGCUCAACAAGUAAAAGACUUUGAUCGGGUGGUGUGCCUGCUGGAGCAAGCCUUUGUCUUUAAAGCGCAGCCAGAGUCUAUGUUAAGAGAUGCCGUGCGCGCUUUUGUGAAUUUCAUGAAGGAAAAUUGUCAGCAAGAUGCAGCGGUUACCGAUGACAUGUAUCAGUUUCCAGUGUCACCUCCAAGAGAAACCAACAUCGAUAUGAACGAUGACAGUUGGUUAGAGGACCUCAGCUCUUCAGUUAUCAAGUUCUGCCUGACCGAAGCUACACCUUACAGAAAAAAGUUUAAGGCAACAUUCGGCAAGCCCGUGUUGACUCCAGUGCGCAGGUCUGUUCGUUUGGAGCAUGCUAGUGCCCAGCAUCCCUCGAUUGUCCAGGAACAUGGUCUGACCGUGAGAACACUGGGAGAACUUCCUGAGGAAAUUCAGCAGGACGUGUUGUUCAAGCUGAUAGCAUGUUACACGUACACGUAG